UGGGACCAGCUCACCCUGGUCAGCAGAGCCUUCUGACUUCCCAGUCAACAUGAGGGCUCUCCUUAUUCUGGGGCUUCUCUUCCUUUCUGGCACUGUCCAUGGCAAGGUCUUUGAAAGGUGCGAGUUGGCCCGAACUCUGAAGCGACAUGGACUGGGUGGCUACAGAGGAAUCAGCCUGGCAAACUGGGUGUGUUUGGCCAAACAUGAGAGUAAUUACAACACCCGAGCCACAAACUAUAAUCCUCCAGACAAAAGCACUGAUUAUGGGAUUUUUCAGAUCAAUAGCCGCUACUGGUGUAAUGAUGGCAAAACCCCAAGAGCAGUUAAUGCCUGUGGCAUAUCUUGCAAAGCUUUGCUGCAAGAUGAUAUCACUCAAGCUAUAGCUUGUGCAAAGAGAGUCGUCAGGGAUCCACAAGGCAUUAAAGCAUGGGUGGCGUGGAGAAACCAUUGUCAGAACCGCGAUCUCACUCAGUACGUUCGAGGCUGUGGGGUUUAACUGUGGAGUUUUCGUUCUUCAGUUCGCUUUUCCUCUUUCUCAUAUUAAGGGAGUAGUAAAUAAGUGAAAGGUCACACUACUUUUCUUUCCCAUUCAAACAAGGAAAUUUUUUUACAGAAACUAAACCGAGCAGGAGCAAAAUAUGGCCUUUUUCCUAAGGCUUAGUGGUUAAUAACGUGUGUACUUCUUGAUAUUACACCUACAACAUUUUUUAGUUUGCGUAAAAGAACUAAUGCUGGUAGAAAUGAAUCUAAAGUCUUGGUUCACAAAUACAUCUCUGAUAUAUUCAGUUUGUAAUCAAAGAAAUAACCCCGACUCAAACUGGAUAAUACAGUUAGUCCACAAUAUUAGAUAAAAAUGUAAUAGAAGACUCUCUCAAAAUAAACUGAUCUCAGGCAGAAUCCCAACUGCGUAGGCAUACAAUGCCUCCAACUGUUCAGUCAUCUCCAAAUGAGACGGCCACUCUUUGUUGGACAAUCUCAAAUUUAAAAAGGUACAGAACGCCAAAUGGCUAAAGUGGAGAUUGCCUGAAUGAAUAAUUUUGUUUUCAUGAAGUGUGUGACCUUUGGUUGAAAUUUUUUCUGAAAAAUAUUGUUUUUAUGCAGCUUUACAAAUAGACUCACAAUUUCAAUCUGUUUUAGUCCUUUAAAAACCUGUCCUAUCUUGAGCUGUAAACUUCCACUUAAAGCACAAUAAAAAAAAAAGUUAAUUAAAAACUGUCACAUGCAUCUUGCUGAUUACGAAGGAAACACAAGGAAAGAUUAGAUAAGCUGUUGCUAUUCUUUAAUUUUAUUAAUGUAGAUUCAUGCCUGAAAACUAAAUCCAGAAGGCAGAUGUGUUUGCAAGUAUUGAAAUGCUAAUGAACAACAGCUAUGAAAUUAUGCACAUUGUAAAAAAAAAUGUAAACAUGGUUAUUAAAGGCCUUGCAACUCACACCUUUGUCUGUUUA
This is a messenger RNA of Loxodonta africana (African savanna elephant), 1445 nucleotides long. RefSeq names its product lysozyme C, spleen isozyme. Gene Ontology annotation, molecular function: lysozyme activity. The coding region runs from base 50 to 496 and encodes 148 amino acids. Gene Ontology annotation, biological process: defense response to Gram-negative bacterium; defense response to Gram-positive bacterium. The record is from RefSeq and is a predicted model, not a curated record. The transcript is spliced from 4 exons. NCBI's taxonomy places the organism in Eukaryota, Metazoa, Chordata, Mammalia, Proboscidea, Elephantidae.